AUGGCUUCCGACACUGCUUCCGAGCCGCGGCAAGCGACCCGCGAGGAGAUGCGCGAUGCCCGUCUCCCCAUCGCCUACCGAGACAGCUGCGCCCACCUCCUGAUCCCCCUCAACAAGUGCCGAAGGGAUACGUGGUACGCUCCUUGGAAGUGCACGCCACGGGAUGGUCAGGACGAGCGACACGGUUACGAGAAGUGCCAAUACGUCGAAUUCAAGAAGCGAGUCGCCAAGAUGGACGAGUUGAGGGAGUCGAAGGACGGCGCGCGAUCCAACUAG
Ilyonectria robusta is the source of this 276-nucleotide messenger RNA. RefSeq names its product NADH-ubiquinone oxidoreductase B18 subunit. The transcript has 3 exons. The record is from RefSeq and is a predicted model, not a curated record. NCBI's taxonomy places the organism in Eukaryota, Fungi, Ascomycota, Sordariomycetes, Hypocreales, Nectriaceae. Bases 1 to 276 code for a protein of 91 amino acids. Gene Ontology annotation, cellular component: mitochondrion.